Metarhizium robertsii ARSEF 23 is the source of this 1569-nucleotide messenger RNA. Its product is annotated as Glycoside hydrolase, family 31. Gene Ontology annotation, biological process: carbohydrate metabolic process. Lineage: Eukaryota; Fungi; Ascomycota; Sordariomycetes; Hypocreales; Clavicipitaceae. The coding region runs from base 1 to 1569 and encodes 522 amino acids. The record is from RefSeq and is a predicted model, not a curated record. The transcript has 4 exons. Gene Ontology annotation, molecular function: carbohydrate binding; hydrolase activity, hydrolyzing O-glycosyl compounds.
AUGAAACUCUGGACGAGCGUGCUCUUUUCAGGCCUCGCCUCUGCGGGCGCCCUGGUCAACCGCGAUGGGGACAAGGCCCUGGCCAAGUGUCCCGGCUACACGGCGUCCAACGUCAAGACGUCUGGAUCCGGGCUGACGGCCCAUCUCACGCUUGCGGGCAAGGCUUGCGACGCGUACGGCGACGACUUGAAGCAGCUUGUUUUGCAAGUCACCUACGAGACCGACGACCGGCUCCACGUCAAGAUCCAGGACAAGGACAACCAAGUAUACCAGGUGCCCGAGUCCGUCUUCCCGCGGCCCGGCGGCUCGUCGUCGGCAUCGGCAAACCGGCUCCGGUUCGACUACACGGCGUCGCCCUUUUCCUUCCAGGUCAGCCGCCGCGACACGCACGAGGUGCUCUUCGACACGUCGGCGGCGCCGCUCGUCUUCGAGUCGCAGUACGUGCGGCUGCGCACCAAGCUGCCGCAGGACCCGUACCUCUACGGGCUCGGCGAGCACUCGGACGCCUUCCGGCUCAACACGACGGGCUACAUCCGCACGCUCUGGAACCAGGACAGCUACGGCAUCCCCGCGGGCGCCAACCUGUACGGCGCGCACCCCAUCUACCUCGAGCACCGGGACGGCGGCUCGCACGGCGUCUUCCUCCUCAACUCCAACGGCAUGGACGUGGUCAUUGACAAGGCCCGCGACGGCGGCCAGUACCUCGAGUACAACACGCUCGGCGGCGUGCUCGACCUUUGGUUCUUUGCCGGCAAGACGCCCACCGCCGUCGUCCAGCAGUACACCGAGAUUGCGGGCCGCCCGGCCAUGCCGCCGUACUGGGGGCUGGGCUUCCAUCAGUGCCGAUACGGCUACCAGGACGUGUUUGACGUGGCCGAGGUCGUCUACAACUACAGCAAGGCCAACAUCCCGCUCGAGACCAUGUGGACAGACAUUGACUACAUGGACCGGCGGCGCGUCUUCUCGCUCGACCCGGAGCGCUUCCCGCUGCACAAGAUGCGCGCGCUCGUGUCGCACCUGCACGCGCGCGACCAGCACUACGUCGUCAUGGUCGACCCGGCCGUGGCCUACCAGGACUACGCGCCGCUGACGGCGGGCCUCGAGCAGGACGUCUUCCUCAAGCGCGCCAACGGCUCCGCGUGGCUGGGCGUCGUGUGGCCCGGCGUGUCCGUCUUCCCGGACUGGUUCGCGCGCAACGCCGGCGCCUACUGGGACGCCAUGUUUGGCCGCUUCUUCCACCGCGACACGGGCCUGCUCGUCGCCCUUGACGCGAGCGGCCGCGCCCGCGGCGAGCUGUACCUCGACGACGGCGUCUCCCUCGACCAGCGCGCCCGCUACUCCCUCGUCACCUUUGCCUUUGACGCCGCCUCCGGCCGCCUCGAGGUCGGCGGCGUCUUCGACUACCCCGGCCCUCCUGCGCGCGUGAGCAAAAUCACCCUCCUGGGGUCCGAGGGCCGCGACCCCGCGCCCGCCCAGACGCACGCCCUCGGGGGGUCUCGUGUCUACAGCCGCUCAUUCGACGUCGACUGGACGCUGGAUAGGGCUGCCACGUACACGGUUGGCAAGUGA